CGUCGGCAUGGAAAAUAAUGACAAGAUCUUUGAACUUUCGGAUGAACUGGAAGCCUUGAAGGCUCGCAAGAUUAGCGAUUUUUUCAUUGAGAAAUCCAAGAUUGCUCUCUACUUACAUUUUCUCAUCGCCAGAAAGAAAAAAGUCUCCAAGGAAGAGAUACUUACAGCCCUCAAGAAGUCUUUGAAUCAAAAGAAGAAAGGAGAAAAGGGGAAGAAAGGCAAGAAAACUGUCGGAAAGAAGAGGCAAAAGAAGGGUAAAACAAUGAAGAAAAGUGUUCAGAAACGUAAAAUUAAAUAGAAUAAUUGUCAUGGAAACAUUGUUUGUUGAGGAAGAAAAUGGAGACGCUCUUGAAGACAGGAAUAGGUGUUCUUUUGGAAAAUUCUGUAGAUUCACUCUUGAUCAUAAACCGGGGACGGAAAACGCUGAAGAAAGUGGUUCAGAAGCGUCCGAUUCAGGAGCGUUUCCGGGAGAGAAUUCAAAGUGGCGUUAAAUCGAGUCCGGGAAAGGUGCACAGUGCUCUGGAGGCAGUUGGAAAGGGGAUGAUAUUUAUGAAAUUGGAAGAAGAUAUUGACUUCUUUAGAUACGCCCUGGAAGAAACAGUGAUGCAAGGAUUUCCUCAGCUGAGAGGCGUAAUCGAUAUGAUUCACAAGGAGGGAAGAGAAGAGUACGAAAUAAUUGAGGAAUACAAUAAGAACAAGAAACUGUCCCUGUAUCUGGAGAAGAAGCUGCGAAAGGACUCUGAGGAUUGUCGGAAGCGCCUCAAGGAUUGCGAUGAGAAGUUGAUUGAUUUGCAAAAUCAGCAAAAGGAUUGUGAACUCGAGAACGCCAUGAGAUGCCGAUUGGUAUUGAAAUGGGAAGCAACUCGCCACGAACAGGCUCAGUCUCUGUAUGACAAGGAGCAUAACACUCUGCUGCUGAGCAUCCGGGAAUUCGAGAGAAAAUCAAAUCAAGAGGAGAGGAUCAUGAGUGAAAUGGAUGUGUUCAGUCAUCACCAGAUUGAUAAAUUGGAAAGCAUGACUCAGUUUUGGAUUGAGCGAUACAACAGGGAACUUGUGGAGUUGGAUGAGAAGCUGAGAUUGGCUAGAAUUCAAAUUGAGAGUCUUCAGAUGUGCAUAAGGGACAUGCAGGAUUCCUACAAUGGUCACCAGGAGGAAAUUGAUGAGUAUCUCGAACAGAAGCGUCUGGAAGAUGAAGCUCGUCGCUUAGAGCAGAAGAAAUGGGACAGCGCUGUGAGGAUUCAGGCCUGGUGGCGCGGAACGAUGGUGAGAAACUGCCUGGGACCGUAUCGCAAGAAGAAGAAGGGUAAGAAGGGAAAGGCAGCAAAGAAGAAGAAAUAA
Molecule: messenger RNA, 1338 nt
Organism: Phlebotomus argentipes
Lineage: Eukaryota; Metazoa; Arthropoda; Insecta; Diptera; Psychodidae
Product: dynein regulatory complex protein 9
Exons: 1
Coding region: 337-1338 (333 amino acids)
Biological process (GO): cilium organization
Cellular component (GO): cytoplasm; motile cilium
Molecular function (GO): protein binding
Source: RefSeq, a predicted model, not a curated record